Molecule: messenger RNA, 4203 nt
Organism: Acyrthosiphon pisum (pea aphid)
Lineage: Eukaryota; Metazoa; Arthropoda; Insecta; Hemiptera; Aphididae
Gene: Pi4KIIIalpha
Product: phosphatidylinositol 4-kinase III alpha
Exons: 21
Coding region: 1-3987 (1328 amino acids)
Biological process (GO): phosphatidylinositol phosphate biosynthetic process; phosphatidylinositol-mediated signaling
Cellular component (GO): plasma membrane; cytoplasm
Molecular function (GO): 1-phosphatidylinositol 4-kinase activity
Source: RefSeq, a predicted model, not a curated record
AUGGUAAAUAAAAAAUUGGAAUUACUUUUAAAGUUUGUUGAACAACAACAUAAAAUGAGAUUACAUAUCUUAAAUAUGAUUAAUGAAUACAAUAACACUGACAGCGACAAUGAUAGUGAUGAUAAUGAUAGUGAUGAUGGUUAUAACAUACAUAUAUAUACUACUCAUAUAUCUCAGAACCAGCUUCAAGAACUAAAGUCUCAAAUACUUCAACAUCUUACUCCAGCUCCACGUGAAGUUACUGCAGCUGUGAAUAAAUUAUCAUUUGCACAGGCAACCUACCUGUUGUCAGUAUAUUAUUUAGAAACUAUGCGAAUACAAAACUCAAAUGAUCCAAGCCUACAGCCAAUUUUUGAUUACUUAUCAGAUUAUGCUAUUCAGAAAGAUAAAACAGGAUUAUGGCAUUGUGUUUCUAGCGUUGGGGAUAAAGUAUUUUCAUUAUUUUUAAAUGCGAUGUCUACACAAGCAAAGGAUGAGACUAGAGAAAAAAAAUUGGAGUACCAUGCUCAAUUAUUAUUGGUUAAUUUUAAUCAUGUACAUAAAUUGAUUCAAUGUGUGGCAGACAAAUGGCUUUCUGGACUUGUUAGCAAGUUCCCACAUUUAUUAUGGAACCAACGUGUACUUUGGACUAUGUGUGACAUACUUCAAGUCUUAUCUUAUUCUUUGGAAUUGAAUCCUAAUAAUGAGACUCCUUGCAUUCAAAUACCAUCUUCCCCAUUUACACUCAUAUUAAUGGAUACACUUGAAGCAAGAGAAAGUACUACUAAUGACUUUGCAGCGAGGUCAUUAGGAUUCAUUCAAGAAGCAAUGAAAUGGGCCCCUAGUGCUACUCGAUCACAUCUUCAACACUAUUUAACUCAAAUUCCCAGUUCAUCGUAUUGGCAUCAUUCAGGACUAUCCUUAGCUACAGAAAGUGUUUUGCAAAGUAGCGGUCUAAAUUUUCAUGCAGCACCAUUAUCAAAAACGACACUUGAUAAAAGACCACGUUGUGUAAAAACAGAUUCUUCCUUAUACAUUACGACUCUAGGUUUGAGAAGUCAUUUUUCAGGUAUUGUGUCAGGAAUGAUAUCAGCUUAUGAAAAUAGCCCUGAACAAUUAGUGGACAAUGUAAUUGCAAAAGUUUGGAGUGCUUGUAAUAAUGAUAUUAAUAAUAUGCAUCAUAAUGCAUUAUGGACUGCUACAGCUUUACUUAUAUCAAUUUCUGGAUGUACUAGAAAACUGUUGCACGUAGUUGCAUGGUCCCAAGUAAUGUUAUUCACUACUAAAGCAAUGAGAACUGCAGUUGAAUGUUGGCAAUGGUUAACUACUUCCCGACCAGAUUUGGAAUUACAGUUCUUACAAGAAAUGUUUGCUGCUUUUCAGUAUACAAUUGAUAGCCGCAUAGGUUUAUUUGCAAAAGAUAUAGAACAAGUGAGUCCACUUGCAGUGUAUGAAGGAUGUACUUUAGAACCUAAUCCUCAUUUUGUUAAACCUCAUGAUGUUUGGGUUCAAUAUAUAUGUGAAGUGGUUGAUAAUGUGAAGUCUUGUAGUCAAGAAAAGGUAGAAAUGUUAGCUAUGAUGUUACACCGAUCAUUACCUAUGAGUGUUGGAACUUCCGAUGCAUUCAUUAGUCGUCAUAUAGAUGCUAUUGGAACACGAUUUAGAUUAUUACAAUGCGGAUUAACAUUGUUGCAAGGAGACGUGUUACCUAAGUCACUUGGAAAAAAUAUACUUCGAGAAAGAGUAUACUGUGCUUGCUUUGAUACUUUUACGACACCUGUUCAAUGUCCAACUCAACGUGGCUCAGAAUUACGAGAUGACAUACUUGCACUUACUAAAUUCUGGCAGACAAUGCAUUCGGAUAAGAAAUAUUUAAUGGCCAGUGUUAUUGGUGAUUUUGACCUUCAAGGAGGUUCUUUGCAAACUCCUAGCAAUACAAUCUAUGAUCAUCAAUUAACAAUUUCAUCUCUAAAUGAAUUAACUGUAUCCAGUAUUGGUGCGGUAUCUGGAAAUUCUGGUUCAUCUCAAGGCUGGAUGAACACUGUACCAUUAUCAUCAUCUGCUACAAAUACACUGAACAAACGUACAGCCAAUAAUUUAAGAAUGAAACGUCAAAAUGGCAAUGCCAAUCAAGAUUUAUAUGUUAAAGAUUACAUAAAAAAGCGAAUUCUCAUAUUAGAUCUUUUGGCUGUUCAAAUUGAAUUUUUGAGCACAUGGCAAAACCCUGCUAAUCUGUCUGAACUUAAUGUUCCUGGAGAAGAAAUGGUAGCUUCUUGGAAGUCUAAAACCGUUCCUGAUAAGUCCCUGCGUGAAAAUACAAGACUUGCAUGGGAAAUCAGUCCUGCUCUUUGCGUAUUCCUACCAGUUAGAUUAAAAAAUGCUGACUGUAUUGUUAAAGAGGUAUGCAGAAUGGUUAGGGCAAGUCCAAUGGUUGUUUCACAUAUACCUGAAGCCUUGCAAUAUUUGGUGACCACUGAGACUCUUUUAAGUGAUGCUCCAGAACUUGUAUACAUGUUGACAUGGGCAAGAGUUACUCCUGUUCAAGCAUUAUCAUAUUUUUCAAGACAAUAUCCACCACAUCCAAUAUCUGCACAAUAUGCAGUCCGUGUUCUAGCAAGUUAUCCAGCUGAUGCAGUAUUGUUUUACAUUCCACAAUUAGUACAAACUCUUCGUCAUGAUACAAUGGGUUAUGUUUUGGAGUUUAUCAAAUCGAUUUCAUUACGGUCCCAAGUAGUUGCUCAUCAACUGAUCUGGAAUAUGAAGACAAAUAUGUACAUAGAUGAAGAAAUGCAGCACAAAGAUACUGCUCUUUAUGAUACAUUAGAUACAUUAACUAAUGCAAUAGUCAAUUGCUUAUCAGGUCCUGCUAAAAAGUUUUACGAACGUGAAUUUGACUUUUUUUCCAAGAUUACUGAUAUUUCUGGCAAGAUCAGACCUUUUCCUAAAGGACCUGAACGUAAACGUGCAUGUUUAGAAGCACUAAGCAAAAUUGAAGUUCAAGCGGGAUGUUAUUUGCCUUCAAAUCCUGAAGCAAUGGUUAUUGAUAUUGACUAUAACAGCGGUACUCCAAUGCAAAGUGCUGCCAAAGCUCCAUAUUUGGCUCGGUUCAGAGUGAGAAAAUGUGGUAUAAAUGAAUUAGAACAAACUGCAAUGGCUAUAUCUAAUCAACAAACAUCUGGUAAAACUGGACAAUUUGUUGAUUCAUCUUCUAUGAUGGGCUUAGAUACGUGGCAGGCAGCAAUAUUCAAAGUUGGAGAUGAUGUACGUCAAGAUAUGUUGGCUCUUCAAGUAAUCAGUAUUUUUAAGAAUGUUUUCCAACAAGUUGGAUUAGAUUUAUUCUUGUUCCCAUAUCGAGUAGUUGCUACUGCUCCUGGUUGUGGUGUGAUAGAAUGUGUUCCAAAUGCCAAAUCGAGAGAUCAAUUGGGUCGUCAAACUGACUAUGGAAUGUAUGAAUAUUUUAUCAAAACUUAUGGCGACGAAAACACAAAAGAAUUCCAGAACGCUCGACGCAAUUUUGUCAGAUCGAUGGCUGCUUACAGUGUUAUUGGAUUCUUAUUGCAAAUAAAAGACAGACAUAAUGGAAAUAUAAUGUUGGAUACUGAUGGGCAUAUUAUACAUAUUGAUUUUGGAUUCAUGUUUGAGUCUUCACCUGGAGGUAAUUUAGGUUUUGAACCAGAUAUUAAACUCACUGAUGAAAUGGUGAUGGUAAUGGGUGGAAAAAUUGAUGCUCCAUCCUUUCGAUGGUUCACUGAAUUAUGUGUUCAAGCCUACUUGGCCGUCAGACCUUAUAAGGAAGCGAUUAUAUCAUUAGUGUCUCUAAUGCUUGAUACGGGACUACCUUGUUUCCGUGGUCAAACUAUCAAACUGUUACGAGCUAGAUUUGCACCUCAAUCAACUGAUCGGGAAGCUGCAGUGUACAUGAUGAAUGUCAUUCAUAAAUCUUUCCUCAAUUUUAGAACAAUUGCAUAUGAUUACUUACAACUCUAUCAAAAUCAAAUCCCAUGCUAAAGUGAUUAUGAUACUUAACUACCGUUUGUUAUUUUAGCUUUAUUGUGCCCCUGUUAAUAGUUAAUUUAAAUUUCAUUAGACGCUAUGGAAUUAUUUUAUUUUGUAUUUUCGUAAUCUAUUAUUAUGUUUGUCUUAGGUUUUGUGGAAUUAGUAAAUGGUUUAUUUAUAUCUUGAAUGUUUAAUAAAUAUCUACUCUUUUGAGUUGUAGUUACCAGA